CUCAAAUAUUCAUUAACACUAUUCAUUUAUGUAUGUUCAAUUCUUUUAAUCGGAACGCACAUUUAUUAUUAACACUAUACUCAUUUUCAAUAUAACAUAAAAUUUAUGUUGAUUAACAAGCUGAAACUUUUAACACACAAUAUUCAAAUAUAAUAUUAAAAUAUAAUAUUAAAUAUCAUCUUAAAAUUGGAAUUAGUCCUCCUGCUAUUCUGCGAUUCUCUAGAUCAAAAGUCGCCUUACUCCCUGCGAUUUGAAAACAAAGGCCGUGAGAUCCUGGAAUUAGUCAGCAAGCGACUUCAGCGUCCAGGGAGCGAGCAGCGUCACCUCCUUCACAAUUCGACUUCAGCCAGUGAUGAACAGAAAUCGAUCGGCGCCUACUCCCAACUCCCAGGAUCUCAGCGGCAGCACGAGAUGGAAGAACAGAUUGCCUAACCUUUACAGCUGGAAUUUUAAUUAAGGUUUAAAUACGUUUUUAGUCCCUGCAAAUAUGACACAUUUUGUUUUAGGUCCCUGCAAAAUAUUUUCCUUGUUUUUCAUCCCUACAAUAUGCACUAUUUUGCUCUUAGUCCAUCUCCAAUUCCGAAACUACUCUACUUACAACAAAAAUUAUUGUUAGUUAUAUAAAUCUAGUAAAAAUAUGUAGAUUUGUCCUUUUAUAAUGUUUUUGAGGCUAAUAUGAGAGUUAAAAUAAUCUAAAACUAAGUAUUCAUAUUUUGAAAAUAUUAUUAAAAACUUUCUAAAAAAUAAAGUAAAAUACUUUUUAAAUAACAUGACAAAGAAUUAGAGGAAAUGUAUAAAUCAGGGUUAUUUUGAGGUCAAACGGAGAUUGUUAUCACCAAUGAUGGACUAAAAAGAAAACCAACGAAAAUUGCAGGGACGAAAAACAAAAAAAUAAUUUUGCAGGGAUGUAAAACAAAAUGUACUAUAUUUGCAGGGACUAAACACAUAUUUAAACCUUUAAUUAAUUGCAAAAAUACCUGGUUGUACAGUGAGCACCGUACAAUCGGGUGUACGGUAUAAUUUACCUGAGUUCGUGCAGGGCUACUCAUGGCUCAUAUUCUUAAUACUCUAAUUUCAUGCUCUGCCCAUGAACUUUUGUUCCACACAAUUGUUUUGAAAUGUCUUGUGAAAUCUCGAAUUGUCCAGUAAAAUCUCCUAUGACGACGAUGCAAGCAGGAAUACCAGCAGACAUCAUUCUCACUGUACUCCUGAAACUUCCCGUCAAAGCUCUGCUAAAGUUUCAGUGUGUAUGUAAAGAGUGGGUCUCCUUCAUACGCGAUUCAGAUUUCAAGCACUCCUAUCGAAAUUAGCUCUGUUGAUCCCUUAAGCCAAGUUUAUGUCCGUGAACAGCUUGGCGAGUUCUCAGAGCAUUUUUCCUUUCUUAAAAAAAAAUCGCUUUUAUAGGCCUAUUAUUUUGGGUUGCUGCAAUGGCCUUGUGCUUCUCUCUUGUAGUGUUCAUAUUUUUCUUUGGAAUCCAUUAACCCGACAUUGUUCAAAAGUGCUUGAGCUCUUGACUGAGCCCAUAAAUGUCCCAAAGGGUUCAGCUUUUUACUAUGACUCUUCAAAUGGAGAUUACAAUGUCAUUAUAUUACUUCCCCAUUUGGUUCUUGUUGCCAGCCUCAAACAGAAAGAGUGGCGAGAGUUGUCCCUUUCAAUCAACCUGCGUUAUGGUAGAAAUGUCCUUCAAUUCCGUAAUAUAUUUCAUUUUGAAGCAAUUCGAUGGAGGAUGGAUCACUUUUCAAGAGGGUAUAAAAUCCUGUGUUUUGAUCCAGAGAGUGAAAAGCUUGAACCUUUCCCUGCACCCAAAGUAAAGGAUGGAGUAGUUCAAGAAAUAAGUGCUUUUGCGGGUUAUUGAGGAUCAUUUUUCUAUAGCUAUCCACCGUAGGUAUAACAAUACCACAAAAAUACUUUCCAUGAAGACAUAUGGUGUAGUUGAAUCCUGGGUUACUAUGUUUAUCAUCUUAGGGUCUGAAAACCCAAUUUUUCAUUAUGACAGAGUCACCUUUUAUUCUCUAAACAAGAAGGCUUUAAUUUGGCAUUUUUGUGGCCCACAAACAAUUUUCAUUCUUGAUAGGGAGACAAAAGAAAGAAAGACCAUACUAGAUAGCAAAGCAAGGAAAGACAUGGGUGGUGGACAUGAUGCAUGUCUGGUUGUUGAAAGUCUAGCCUCACCCCAUGAAUUCAUUUGGAUAGAUGAUCAACACAAACAUUUCUCAAAGGAGAUUAAAUUAGGAUGAAGUAGUCUGCAGAUUACAGGUCGUGUGGUUUAGCAAUAUCAAAUUUAAUUUCUCUGUUUUAUUGUGUUUUGAUAUAUUUAUUAAGAAUUAAUAUUGAGAAUAAAUUUAACAAUAUUAAUUAGAAAUACGCCAUUGCAUUUCAUUUCAUUUUGCUGAAUGCUGCUAAUGUGGCUUGCGCUUACGGGUAUGAGCCAUUACAUGGAAGUAUUUGAUAAGUAUUAAUUUCACAAUAGUUAAACAUAUCGUUGAACCGCCUGCCAAUACUGGCUUGAGUGCUUUGCCAUUUGUGAAUUGCAAGUUGGGAACUUGCUAAACUUGGGAUUAAAUUUCUCAUAGUAAUCAUCAUUGAGUUUCCAUAGCCAAUCAUAAGUAAAACAAUAGAAAUGUUGAUACAUAUAUAUAAUAUUUUUGCAAAACAUUUGGGAGGAAAAUCUUUUCAAAACUUUCAUACCAAUCAUAAGUAAAACAAUAUUUAUAAUAAAUCCUCAUAACAUAAUUCAUAAUAAAUCUAGUCUGGCUUGCUCAUCUAUGAUGAAAGGUUGCU
Cuscuta epithymum is the source of this 2781-nucleotide messenger RNA. The record is from the annotation of a GenBank genome assembly. NCBI's taxonomy places the organism in Eukaryota, Viridiplantae, Streptophyta, Magnoliopsida, Solanales, Convolvulaceae.